AUGUCGUUGACCAAGGAAGAAGUGAAGAAAUUGGUCGAAGAGUGGUUUUUCUACUUUCGAUCUGCUGGAAUUCCGGCGAAUGAGUCGGCAGCUCAGGCUGUUCGAUGUGUUCAAAAUGGCGAGACCUCGCCACCUCCUAAAAUCGACCCUCCCAUUGAUGGUCUCCCUGGAACACGUACAGUAGUUGUUAAUGCUACUGCGUCUGACCUUGACCAAGAGGUCAACACUGAGGCGAACGAAGAGCCCAAGAAAUUUGAUACGAGUAAAGAGCUUCCUGCACCGCCAGUUAUUGUUGUUGAAGAGCCACAGGAAGAAUCUGCUCCGAUCCCACACAGAACACGACGACCACGAUACGAUACUCAAGUUACUGUAAUUGGAACAGGUGGUGAGUCACCAGAAGGCCCUGUAGAAGAAUACGAGUCAUUUCUAAAUGACGCGGUGGAAGAUGACUUCGAAGCUGCAAAUCCAGUCGUUGACGAAAUUCCUUCUUCUGAAGCCCUCACUGAUCCCCUCGGAGCCAACAUCGUUGAAAUGAUGAAAACACAAGAGAGCAGCGACACUUAUCCAGCUACGAUUUUUGAAUUUUACGACUAUCUCAGGAGAAACAAGCUUACAUCUCUGAGAACUCUUGUUAGAACUGUGUUCUCUUGUCCCAAGACGUUGGCGAUGUCCUUUAGACUCGAGGAAAGUGAAGAGACAGACAUAACCGACGUUAACUCACAUGACUGGGGAGGUCUUCUGCGAAUCUACGAAGUAAUUGACGAACACCCGCUGCUUGAAGAAGCAGUUCGAAACUCCAUCACAGUUCUUUCAUGCCACCAUUGUUUCUCCGAAAAUUGGAAGCCUUUUCCCGUUGGAUAUCGCGUUGUCGCCUUGCUCAAGCUUUUACUGAAUCCUUAUCUUGGAAAUGAGUCGUAUUUUGAAAGAACCAUGCCUGCUAUUUGCAAUUUAUUCGGCGAUUUGUCUCAAAGAGAUCAGGAAAUCAUCGUCGAAAAACUCUCAGUCAAACCAAAAACGGAUCUUUCUGCCAUCGUUCAAAACCUCCAUCAGUUCAUCACUUUCCGAGUACUUGAAAACACGCCAGAAAAACUGCUCAACGAUGAUUUACAAAUUGAAAAUGCGCUGAAAACGAUGAGGCUCGUGUUUUUUGCUUCGCUCGUUGGUGGAGCAAGAGAAUCGGCAAACCUAAAUUCGGAAAUUGUCGACAUCAGCAGUGCUACAUCAAUGACCAGUAGCUGUAACAGCUCGGUAAUUACGAUUCCAGACGAAGGUCCUCUCUCCCGCCUCCGACGCUCCAACUCAAUCCAAAAGCUCGACAAUCAGAUCGCUGACAUUCUCCGCGGCAAACGACAGACCGAUGAUCGAAUUAAAAACAUCCAAGAGGACCCCCUUGCAAAAGCAUUCAAUGUGGACUGGUCGAUCGUGGAGACACCGUUGAUAGCUUAUAAUGAUUUUAUCAACCCUCAUAUCAAUAAGAAACUAGAGGUGGACAAGGACUAUGUGAAUUACAAAUUGAAUUUUGAAGAUGGACAGAAGAAUUUUACGAUGAUUUCCUAUCCUUUUAUUUUGGAUACCGCGACAAAAACCAUGUCGAUGUUUUACGAUAAUCGGGUAAAUCAAAUCCGUGAGCGCAGACGAGUCCUAAAUAGAAUCCGCCACGAUAUCGAACUCUACGAAGCUGGGGAAGAAACUGAAUUCAGUCCAGAAGAUCAACUUCCGUCGCCUUAUCUCAUUCUUCGAGUGCGAAGAGCGUUUAUUGUCGAGGAUGCUCUCUUCAAACUGGAAUUGGUUGCCGCGGAGCAUCCUCAUGAUUUACGAAAACAGCUCUGCAUUGAGUUCGAGGGCGAAGAAGGAGUUGAUGAAGGAGGUGUUUCGAAGGAGUUUUUUAGACUCAUUAUCGAUCGAGUCUUUAGUCCUGAUUAUGGGCUUUUCAUAUUUGACGAGGAAACGGACUAUUUCUGGUUCAACCCUUAUCCGCCCAUAUUCGGCUCCGAAGAAGAGAAGGAAUACAUGCUCAUCGGAAUGCUCUUCGGCCUUGCAAUUUACAACAACAUCACAAUGGACGUUCAUUUUCCUCCUGUCCUCUUCAAAAAAAUUCUUGGCUUCGAUGGAUUAUUUGAAGACCUGGAACACACGCACCCUUCUAUUUACAGAAGUCUUAUCACUUUGCUACAGUACGACUCGCAAGAGCUCAGUAUCGAGGACUGCUUUUGCUUGACUUACGAAGUCUCACGCAAAACCGUCUUUGGACAGACGGUCAACCACUCGCUUAUUCAAUACGGCUCCGAAAUUCCGAUAACAGAAGAGAACCGAAGCGAUUUUGUCUUUCGUUAUUCAGAUUGGCUUCUCAACAAGUCGAUCAAAAAACAAUUCAAUGCAUUUCUACGUGGUUUUGAGCUGGUUACAGAUGAGUCUCCAUUGAAAGUACUUUUUAGACCUCAGCAACUCGAGCAUCUCGUUUGCGGUGAACGAGAAUACGAUUGGGACAAGCUUCGGGAAGGAUGUCGGUACGAAGGAUUUGCUGAGUUUGACAAGACAAUCAGGUUUUUUUGGGAAGUCUUUGACUCUCUUUCAGUUGAAAAACGCAAAAAACUCCUUGAGUUCUUCACAGGAACCGAUAGAUGUCCAGUCGGUGGCCUUGCGAAGCUAAAAAUGACCAUAACAAAGAAUGGCCCUGAAUCAAAUCGCCUUCCAUCCGCGCAUACAUGUUUUAAUAUCUUACUUUUACCAGAAUACCAGUCGAAAGAAUUGCUUGAGGAAAGAUUAUUAAAAGCCCUGGAUAACUCGAUUGGCUUCGGAAUGAUCUAA
Molecule: messenger RNA, 2808 nt
Organism: Oikopleura dioica
Lineage: Eukaryota; Metazoa; Chordata; Appendicularia; Copelata; Oikopleuridae
Source: the annotation of a GenBank genome assembly